AUGGUGCUGUCGGCGGCAGACCAGGCGGCCGUGCGCGCUCUGUGGAGAAAGCUGGGUAGCAACGUCGCCAUCUACACUACGGAGGCCCUGGAGAGGACCUUCCUGGCCUUCCCCUCCACCAAGACCUACUUCCUCCACUUGGACCUGAGCCCCGGCUCCACCCAGAUCAAAGCCCACGGCCAGAAGGUGGCCGACGCGCUGACCCUGGCCGUGGGCCACAUGGACGACCUGCCCAGCGCCCUGUCGGCUCUGAGCGACCUGCAUGCGCACAAGCUCCAAGUGAACCCCGUCAACUUCAAGCUCCUGGGCCACUGCCUGCUGGUGACCCUCGCCCGCCACUACCCCGGAGACUUCAGCCCCGCCCUGCAGGCCUCGCUGGACAAGUUUCUGAGCCACGUGACUUUGGCCCUGGCCUCCAACUAUCACUAAACUAGGGGCGGGCAGUCGCGGGACACCCCUGCCUUCCUUUCCUGAGACGUUCCAGUGUUAAGAGUAAAGGCCACGAAAGAAAGCCUCAGCCUGCGUGCGUGCAUGUGUUCCCUGGGUGGGCGCCCUGAGGCGUUUGGUACCCUGG
This is a messenger RNA of Miniopterus natalensis, 574 nucleotides long. It is a transcript of the gene HBQ1, whose product is annotated as hemoglobin subunit theta 1. Gene Ontology annotation, biological process: oxygen transport; hydrogen peroxide catabolic process. Lineage: Eukaryota; Metazoa; Chordata; Mammalia; Chiroptera; Miniopteridae. The record is from RefSeq and is a predicted model, not a curated record. Gene Ontology annotation, molecular function: heme binding; haptoglobin binding; oxygen binding. Gene Ontology annotation, cellular component: blood microparticle; haptoglobin-hemoglobin complex; hemoglobin complex.